AUGCCCCAAGCCACGCGACCUGAGCGUUCGAACGCCACUGGCGGGCAGACACAGGUUCAGCCAUCCUGGCGGCAGAUGCUUAUCCAGCAGCCACCCUUCGCCAACAUGUUCGCUUGCAAUAGCACCGGCUGGGCAAGGAUUGCAGCUGAUACGACGGUUGCGGCUAUAUUCGAAAAGGCUGAUGGAGUUCAAUCGGCUUCGGGUAUUGGUGGUUCAGGAAUACGUAUUCUGGUGCGGGGUGAUGGUACCAAUUCGAGCAAAUUUUGGGAGAUAGUAGAGCUGGAGGCCGCGCAGAAGCAGGAGGAAGAGGACGAGGGACAGGAGGAGGAGGUUAGCGAGACAUCCAAGGCCGAGAGGAGAGAUUCGAGUAAGCCGAGCAAGCAAAGCCAGUUGAGGAAGUCAAGAAAGUCGAGGAAGUCGAAGAAGUCGAAGAGAUGA
Messenger RNA from Fulvia fulva, 438 nucleotides. RefSeq lists its product as uncharacterized. The record is from RefSeq and is a predicted model, not a curated record. The transcript has a single exon. Bases 1 to 438 code for a protein of 145 amino acids. NCBI's taxonomy places the organism in Eukaryota, Fungi, Ascomycota, Dothideomycetes, Mycosphaerellales, Mycosphaerellaceae.